AUGGCUGAAACCACAGCUAAGAAACAAGUCAAGUUUGAUGCUAGUAUCUAUGGUAAAGUUACACCAGAAAUUGCUAAAACAAGACGUUCAACACCAGGUGUUAGUUUGAUUUCUCCUCCACCUCAUCAUGAUAUUUAUUCUAUUGAAGAUUUGAAGCAAUUGAUUUAUGAUUUGAAAUGUGCAAAUCCAAGAGCUGGAAUUUCUGUUAAAUUAGUUUCUGAAGUUGGUGUUGGUAUCGUUGCUGCUGGUGUUGCUAAAGCUAAAGCUGAACAUAUAUUAAUUUCAGGACAUGGUGGUGGUACUGGUGCUGCUAAAUGGAACUCAAUCAAAAAUGCUGGUUUACCAUGGGAAUUGGGAUUAGCUGAAUCUCACCAAACAUUAGUUUUAAAUGAUUUGAGAGGGAAUGUUGUGUUACAAACUGAUGGUCAAGUUAGAACAGCAUUUGAUGUUGCCGUUGGUGUUUUAUUAGGUGCUGAAAGUUUUACAUUGGCUACUGUUCCAUUAAUCACCAUGGGUUGUAUUAUGAUGCGUAAAUGUCAUUUAAAUACAUGUCCAGUGGGUAUUGCAACUCAAGAUGAAGAGUUAAGAAAGAAGUUUCAAGGUGCUCCAGAACAUGUUAUAAACUUUUUUUACUAUUUGAUCAAUGAUUUAAGAAAUAUUAUGGCAAAAUUAGGAUUCAGAACAAUUGAUGAAAUGAUUGGUCAUUCUGAGAAAUUAAAACUUCGAGAAGAUCGUUCAACCAAAAAUUGUAAUAUAGAUUUAUCACCAAUCUUAACACCAGCACAUACAAUUCGUCCAGGUGUUGCUACUAGAUUCCAAAAGAAACAAGAUCAUAAAUUACAUAUUCGUUUAGAUAAUAAAUUGAUUGAUGAAGCUGAAAUCACAUUGGAGAAAGGUUUACCAGUUACUAUUGAUGCUAAUAUUGUGAAUACUGAUAGAGCUGUGGGUACAACAUUAUCUUAUCGUAUCUCAAAGAAAUUUGGUGAAAAAGGUCUUCCACAAGAUACUAUCGUUGUCAAUUUGAAAGGUAAUGCAGGUCAGUCAUUUGGUGCUUUCUUAACAAGUGGUGUUACUUUCCAUCUUGAAGGUGAUGCGAAUGAUUAUGUUGGUAAAGGUUUAAGUGGUGGUCGUUUAAUUAUAAAACCACCAAAGGAUUCAAGUGAAGGUUUUAAAUCAAAUGAAAAUUGUAUCAUUGGUAAUGUUGCGUUUUAUGGUGCUACUGGUGGUACUGCUUUCAUUAGUGGUGUUGCAGGUGAUAGAUUUGCUGUUCGUAAUUCAGGUGCUACUUUAGUUGUUGAGAAAAUCAAAGGUAACAAUGCAUUUGAAUAUAUGACUCGUGGUCGUGCUGUUGUUUUAUCACAAUUGGAAUCUGAUAAUGCAUUUGCAGGUUGUUCAGGUGGUAUUAUUUAUGUACUUGUGAGUGAUUAUCAAGAAUUCAUUUCAAGAAUCAAUGCAGAAUCAGUUGAAUUAUCACAAUUAAGCGAUCCAGUUGAAAUAGCAUUUGUUAAGAAUUUAAUUGAAGAGCAUCAUCAAUUAACUGGUUCUGAACUAGCAAAUCGUAUCUUGAAGAAUUUCAAUUAUUACUUAGGUGGUUUUGUUAAAGUUUUACCAGUUGAAUACAAGAGAAUUUUAAAGCUUGAAGAAGAACAACAACAACAAUUGAAGAGAGUUGAAAGUGAACGUUAUUUACAAUCAUUCCAUAGAACUGAUCCAGAAGCUGAUGUUACAAAUGGUGAUUUGAAAAAAGUUCAUCAUACAUCAAUUAGACAAACUAAACAUGAACCAAAAAUUUUAGAUUUAGAAGAUACUAUUGCUGAUAAACAAUUUGAACAAAAGAAAGUUGAAAAAUUAGAUAAAGUUAGAGGUUUUAUGAAAUAUAAACAACAACAUGAAAUUUAUAGAUCACCAAAAACAAGAACUAGAGAUUGGAAAGAAUUAUCAAAAUCUAUAUCAAAAUCUGAAGCAAAAUUACAAACUGCACGUUGUAUGGAUUGUGGUGUACCAUUUUGUCAAUCUGAUACUGGUUGUCCAAUAUCAAAUGUUAUUCCAAAAUUUAAUGAAUUAGUUUUUCAAGAUCAAUGGCAAACAGCAUUAGAAAAAUUAUCAGAAACUAAUAAUUUCCCUGAAUUUACUGGUCGUGUUUGUCCUGCUCCAUGUCAAGGUUCAUGUACAUUAGGUAUAAUUGAUGAUCCAGUGGGGAUUAAAUCAAUUGAAAGAUUAAUUAUUGAUAAUGCAUUUGAACAAGGUUGGAUUAAACCAAAUCCUCCAAAAUAUAGAACUGGUAAAUCUAUUGCAAUUAUUGGUUCUGGUCCUGCUGGGUUAGCAUGUGCUGAUCAAUUGAAUAAAGCUGGACAUUCGGUUACUGUUUAUGAAAGAAGUGAUAGACCAGGUGGGUUAUUAAUGUAUGGUAUUCCAAAUAUGAAAUUAGAUAAAUCAAUUGUUCAACGUCGUGUUGAUUUAUUAAGUGAUGAAGGUAUUAAUUUCAUUACGAAUACUCAAGUUGAUGAUUUAACUGAAUUACAACAACAAAAUGAUGCAGUCAUAUUAGCAAUUGGUUCUACAAUUCCAAGAGAUUUGAAAAUUCCUGGACGUGAUUUGAAAAAUAUUGAUUUUGCAAUGACUUUAUUAACAAAUAAUACCCAGGCAUUAUUAGAUGAUUAUUUACCAGAAAUUCGUUCCAAGAUACAAGGUAAAAAAGUUAUUGUUAUUGGAGGUGGUGAUACAGGUAAUGAUUGUAUUGGUACAGCAACAAGACAUGGUGCAUCAUCAGUAAUAAAUUUUGAAUUAUUACCACAACCACCAAUGGAAAGAGCUAAAGAUAAUCCAUGGCCUCAAUGGCCUAGAAUUUUCAGAAUUGAUUAUGGUCAUUCAGAAGUUCAAGAACAUUAUGGACGUGAUCCACGUGAAUAUUGUAUUUUAUCUAAAGAAUUUAUUGGUGAUGAUGAAGGAAAUGUUAAAGCUAUUCGUACAAUUAGAGUUGAAUGGAAUAAAACUGAAAGUGGUGUAUGGCAAAUGAUGGAAAUUUCAGGUAGUGAAGAAAUAUUUGAAGCUGAUUUAGUUUUAUUAUCAAUGGGAUUUGUCGGACCUGAAUUAUCAGAAUUAAAAGUUGAAAAAACUUCAAGAGGUUGUAUUCCAACAAUUUCAAAUUCAAGUUAUAAAGUUCCUAAAGAAAAUAAUUUAUUCACCGCUGGUGAUUGUAGAAGAGGUCAAUCAUUAAUUGUUUGGGGUAUUCAAGAAGGUAGACAAUGUGCAAGAGAAGUUGAUUUGUUUUUGGAAGGUAAUAGUAAAUUAGCUGGUAAUGGUGGUAUUGAAAAGAGAGAUUUCAAUCUAUUAGAAGAAUUAGCCACUCAUAUUGAAUAG
Molecule: messenger RNA, 3360 nt
Organism: Hansenula ciferrii
Lineage: Eukaryota; Fungi; Ascomycota; Saccharomycetes; Phaffomycetales; Wickerhamomycetaceae
Product: glutamate synthase (NADPH/NADH)
Exons: 1
Coding region: 1-3360 (1119 amino acids)
Molecular function (GO): oxidoreductase activity, acting on the CH-NH2 group of donors, NAD or NADP as acceptor; glutamate synthase activity; iron-sulfur cluster binding
Source: RefSeq, a predicted model, not a curated record